Mesocricetus auratus (golden hamster) is the source of this 1170-nucleotide messenger RNA. Its product is annotated as claudin-34-like. Gene Ontology annotation, biological process: bicellular tight junction assembly; cell adhesion. Gene Ontology annotation, cellular component: plasma membrane; bicellular tight junction. Gene Ontology annotation, molecular function: structural molecule activity. The transcript has 3 exons. Lineage: Eukaryota; Metazoa; Chordata; Mammalia; Rodentia; Cricetidae. The coding region runs from base 1 to 879 and encodes 292 amino acids. The record is from RefSeq and is a predicted model, not a curated record.
AUGUCCUUAGCAGAAUUUGAGCAAAUGAUCAGGAAAUGUGGCCCCAAAGACAAGCUGUCUGGAUCCUUCUGCUCACAGACUGCCUUCAUGAAGGGUUCAAUUUCCAGAACAAAGGCCUAUUUUCUAAAAUAUAAACAAUUAAUCCAUUAUGUUACUAGUCACCCAAUAGACAGUGUCCCAGACUUGAGGAGCCUGUCCUUAUGUUGUCUUGUAUUUCUUUGCAGUGGUCGGGCGUUCACUGCCAUAAAACCGUUCCAGCAAGAUUUCAGUCUCCAGGUAGGAGGUUUUGCUUUGUCCACCAUAGCAUGGAUUCUUUGCAUCACCUCCAUGGGCCUCCCACAGUGGCGAGUGUGGUAUCCGAAGGAAGGUGUGAUCUCUUACCCUAGUGUGGCCUUUGUGGGACUGUGGAAAAUCUGCAUCUAUCACUACAACAACUCCAACAAUAUUAGAAUGUGUUACCAAUACAGCUACUAUGACACCUUCAUCCCUUUGGAUAUUCGUAUUUCUCAACACCUGAUGCUGAUCACCAGCAUUUUCUGGCUGAUUGGAAAAGUGGCCACCGUUGUUGCUCUUAGAAAUGUGUACUCAGAAAGACAAAAACGGAAUACUACCCACAAUGCCUUAAGUGCUUCAGCGAUUCUGAACAUCAUUGCUAAUAGCUUUGUCUUCCUUGCUGUCUCGUGCAACUAUUUCUCCAUUUUAAACAAGGAGGGGAUUGCCUUUCCACCCUCCUUCAUUAUGCCCCUUUAUCCAGAUAUUCAGAAAGCUGGGGCUGCCAUGGGUGUGGCAUUGCUAGCGGCUGUCCUGUUUUUGUUCAGUGGCGUGAUUUUCAUUUCUUAUGAUGUUCCCUUAAACAUCAAAGACAUUCCUGAUUUCUGAAAAUGAAUUUACUUCACCUUGAAAAAUCCCAAAUUCCCUGUGGUUAUAGCAAGGAUUUUGGAGAUGUCUCCCUGAAGUCUCCAAAGAUUCAACAAUGCUCAACUGGCCUGUGACAGAAAAUGGUUCAAUGACUCCUCUUGUUAUCUUUUCUGUCUUGUUUGUUUCAUUACUUCAUUGGUUGGAUUAUGGACUUCUAUUAAAAUAAAUAAAACCUUACCCACUUAACAAUUUGUCUUAUGAAAUUUGGGCUUUGGGCUUUAAUUGAUGUCAAUGAAGGAAAUGAUAAAUAAA